AUGAAUUAAGAAUUUGAUGAAAAUGAUAUUCCAAAUGAAAACUAAAUUUAUUCAUCCUUCCAAUCCCAAAAUGAUAUUUCCAAAAUAUCAUUUUUAUCAAAUCACUAAUCAAAAUAUGAGGAUUAACAUAUUAUAUAUGUAUAUAGGUUAUUUUGAUCUUAAUAGUUGUUUAAGUACUUUAUGGAAUUUUAAAUAAGCAAAUUAGAUAUUCAAUAUAUGAAUAUAUAUGGUACUUGCUUAUCUAAGUUUACUAAUCAAUUAAAAACCAAUAAUCCUCAUCUUAUUACAAAAAUACUUUCUCAUUUGAGAAAUGUAAUUAUUAAUUUCUAUAUCCAUAGCAAUUAUAAAAAAUAAUAUUCUUAACAGAACUUCAUGUAGCCUUUUUGUAAUCCUGUAUAAUGUCCUAUAACUAUAAAAUUGGAUAUUAAUUUACGAAAUCAAAAAUAUUUUUGUAAGAAAGUUUAGACAAGAAAAAUUAAAUUAUAAUAGAGUAUUUUUAUUAUGCAGGAUUGAUUGCUAAUGCAUAAAAAGUAUGAAGUAAUUAAAUUAUCAAAAAGGAUUAUGAUGAAGCUUUAAGAUGCUAUAAGAUUGCUUAUAAAAUGUAGCCAACCUCUGUAUUUACUUUUGAAGCAUAAAAACUUGAAUCUUUACUUUGUUUCAGAUUGGGAUUGGAAUUGAAGAAUUGGCCCAAUCCAUAAAAUUCAAUAUUAGUCUCAAAAUUAAAAAAUAUUAUUGAAAGUUAAGGAUUUAAGAAUCUAGGGGAAAGAGAAAAUGAUUUAUAAGAUUAGAAUAUUAAUGUAAUUAUCAUAAUAUUUUUAGAUUUGUUUAAAAGAAUGGUCAAUUCAAGCAUAAUUAUAUCAAUUUUUACAAAAAGAAUAAGAACUUCAUUCAAAAGUGCACUUUGAUUUAAUAAAUCAUAAUUUUCAUUUUUUUGAUUACGAAACUCUUAUUGGUUUAUUGAUGAACAUCAAUAAUGUCCAUAACAUGUUUUCUAUAAAUGAAGAAAAAAAAUAUUUAGAAUUUAAAUACAAUAAUUUAACAUAUAAAGAAAUUAAUAGUAAAUUGGAAAACAGAUAUGAUUUAUUAAAAUCAUUAUCAUAAAAAAAAUGA
Messenger RNA from Paramecium pentaurelia, 1110 nucleotides. The record is from the annotation of a GenBank genome assembly. Lineage: Eukaryota; Ciliophora; Oligohymenophorea; Peniculida; Parameciidae.